UGAGGUUAUGAUAGAAAUAAUGGAUCAUCAUUGUCCAGGUUUGAGAACAAACUGACGCAAUAAAAAAAUUGGGAGUUACAGCAGUCAUGAGGGAACAUGAGAGUUUCACAGGUGAAAGUAUGCUGAAAAGGCAGAAAAUUGAGAGCGUGUCCUUUCAGAAGAAGGACACCUUUUGCCUCCUGUUUAUGAUCCUGCUGUUAUUUGUGCUCUGCAUCAUGUGUUACACCGUUUACAGUGACUCAUUUUCAUCAUGGGAAAGUGUUCAACUUGAUUUGCAGUAUGAGGAGUAUUUCAGGACCAAUGAAACAAGUCCCCCUCCCACUUAUCGAGUCCAUCCAAAACCGACAGUCACACCUAAUGACACAAAUUCAACCACUAACCCACCCCCUACAACACCUCCAGGUCCUCAGUACCAUGUGGCUUUCCCAAAAAACUACCACUUUAUUUUGGAUCAAGCUGAUGCAUGUAAGCUCAGACCCCCUUUCCUGGUCCUGAUGGUUCCAGUAGCGCCGAAUAAUGUAGAAGCUCGCAAUGCGAUCAGGCAGACCUGGGGAAAAAGCGGCGAGUUCCAGGGUGAAGUGGUUCUUACUCUGUUUAUACUGGGCCUCUCUGGACAAGCUGAUGUUGAGAAGCAGCAGGAGAAGAUCCAACAUGAGAACCUACAACACCAAGACCUGAUCCUGAGUGACUUCAUUGACUCAUAUUUCAAUCUGACCAUCAAAACCAUGGUGAUGAUGGACUGGCUGGCCACUCACUGCAGUAAUGCAGCUUAUGCCAUGAAGAUCGACACAGACAUGUUCUUGAACGUUGAUAAUUUAGUCAACAUGCUGAAAAAACCAGAACUCCCCAAGGUAAACUACCUGACAGGAGUGCUGGUGAAAGAUGGAAUAGUUGUCCGCAAAAAAUCCUCAAAGUGGUACGUCUCAAAGGAGGUUUACCCGCAUCCUACGUACCCACUGUACGCUGAAGGGCCAGGAUAUGCCUUCUCCAAUGAUCUUCCAGGGAAAUUUGUGGAAAUCUCAAAAACAGUCAAGCCUGUCAACAUAGAGGAUGCUUAUAUUGGAAUGUGCAUGAAAAAGCUGGGGCUGAGUCCUUCAUCACCUCCAGGACCAUCCUUGUUUAAUGGCCACCACGGAGCAUACAACCGCUGCGCUUUCUCCAAAAUCAUCACCUCCGUUCUUAAUUCUUUACAAGAGUUGGUGAAGUUCUGGACAGAUCUAAAGAAACCUGGCCCACCAUGUGAGAACAAGACAAAUUCAUAGACGAUCAAGCUGUCGUUAUUGUAUAGGCCUAUUGUAUUGGCCUCUGAUUGACAUUCAUACAUAGACCCUACAUUGUCCACUGGACUGUGCUCCAGUCAUCGCCACAUUAGACUGGUCAGAACUGAUCUGUAAAUACAAACAAGGAGAUAGGGUAAUAUUAUGAUACAUUUGCACUCAUUGAAAGUCAUCAUCUG
This is a messenger RNA of Sphaeramia orbicularis (orbiculate cardinalfish), 1456 nucleotides long. Its product is annotated as beta-1,3-galactosyltransferase 1-like. The record is from RefSeq and is a predicted model, not a curated record. The transcript is spliced from 2 exons. Gene Ontology annotation, biological process: protein O-linked glycosylation. Gene Ontology annotation, cellular component: Golgi membrane. The coding region runs from base 87 to 1262 and encodes 391 amino acids. Lineage: Eukaryota; Metazoa; Chordata; Actinopteri; Kurtiformes; Apogonidae. Gene Ontology annotation, molecular function: N-acetyl-beta-D-glucosaminide beta-(1,3)-galactosyltransferase activity.